GUCGGUCAUGGUUUGAGACCAGGCGGAAAGUGCCUUAAUAAUGGGGGAAUCUAGCUGAAAAGUGAGAAGUGGGGGAAAGGGAGGAGUGGAUAAUCAGAAGGAGGAGUUCAAAAAGCGAUGUGGCAAUCAGUGUAUCUUCAUGUAUUUACACUUGAAGGUUGUGAUUCAGAUGAUGUACAUCAGUGCAGACAAAAGAUGACUUGUUCAUGCGUGACUGGGAUGCCUGGUCGUUGCAUGCAAUGGUUCAAAGCACGUUUCAGUAAGAGGAAACUUCAUCCUACUGGGCUGCCCUGCUGCCUGAGGCCCAAUCCACUGGUUCCCUACGAGGCAACCACCAUAACCAUCCAUCCAUCCAUCCGUGAUUCAUCCAUCAACUCGAAAAGACGCUUCCUUUUCUCCCUCGACCACUGUCACAAUUCUGCCCGGCACUUGACCGAUCCUGCGGGCUUCCAUUGCCUGGCUCACAUUUAAUUACCAGGUGCGGUGCUGCUUACAGGAGAAUCGAGCCCCUGGCCGAAGACUUCGAAUUUCAGAACACGGCCAUGACUCCUCUCAUACCUGACGAUCUUCUUUUCGAACCCCCUCUUCCAUCCACCAAAGCUUGUCAAAUCAACACCUUCGAGUCGGAUGUCUCGUCUCGCAUGGCAACUCGUACACUACCG
This is a messenger RNA of Aspergillus aculeatinus CBS 121060, 662 nucleotides long. RefSeq lists its product as uncharacterized. NCBI's taxonomy places the organism in Eukaryota, Fungi, Ascomycota, Eurotiomycetes, Eurotiales, Aspergillaceae. The transcript has a single exon. Bases 118 to 471 code for a protein of 117 amino acids. The record is from RefSeq and is a predicted model, not a curated record.